UUUUGGGUUUUAAUUCAUUUUUAAUUUUAUCAAAUCAAAUUGAAGGUAGAUAAUAUAAUGGGCAGGGGAAAAAUUGAAAUUAAGAAAAUAGAGAAUGUAAGUACAAGACAAGUGACAUUCUCAAAGAGGCGUGCUGGAUUGAUCAAGAAAGCACAUGAACUUUCUGUUCUCUGUGAUGCUGAAGUUGGGAUUAUUGUUUUCUCAAAUACUGGCCGCCUUUAUGAGUUCUGCAGUGCUAGCAUGAGGGGAAUACUCGAUCGAUACAAUAGGGCGACGGAGCCUUCUACAUCACAGUUGCAAGCAGAGAUUAGGCAAGAACAAGCUGAGCUAGAACUUUUGAGAAACGAAGUGAGAAGACUCAGAAAUGAAAAUGGGAGGUUAAUGGGUAGUAAUCUUGAGGGUACGACCAUUCAGGAGCUGCAUCAGUUAGAGCAACAACUGAAUGAUGGUUUAACAUCUGUCAAAGAAAAGAAGGAUGCUAUGCUUUUUGAAGAAAUCGAGCGCUCAAAUCGCAAGGAGAGAGAGCUUAAUUAUGAAAAUGAAUUUCUUCGAGGGGAAAUUGAGAAGUUAAAGCAGUUUCUCCCUUUAACUCAGCAACCGGCUCCACAGGGUUUCAUUGAAUACACUCCUGUUGUUGUGCCAAGUAGCAGUGCAGCUGGUCAUUCAAAGGAUGAGCAGGUCAGCCCAGAUACCGUGUGUUACUAUGGAUCCGAUAACACUGAUUCUGAAACAGCACUUCAGUUGAGGCUACCCUGUGGUGACCACUCAAAAAAGGAGAUGUUGCCAAAAAGAGAAACUAAUUCAAGUAGCUGCGCAAGUGACGAGAUGGAGCAAUGACCAUUGAGAGAUAUUCAUUUGAUUGAUGUUGGAAGUUUUGUUAAAAUUAGGAUUAAACCUUCUUUAUUCUAACAUUCAUUUGAAAACAUUGUGCUUCUACUUUAGCAAGAAUUUAACGAAUCG
Molecule: messenger RNA, 960 nt
Organism: Erigeron canadensis
Lineage: Eukaryota; Viridiplantae; Streptophyta; Magnoliopsida; Asterales; Asteraceae
Product: MADS-box transcription factor 23
Exons: 8
Coding region: 58-837 (259 amino acids)
Biological process (GO): positive regulation of transcription by RNA polymerase II
Cellular component (GO): nucleus
Molecular function (GO): protein dimerization activity; RNA polymerase II cis-regulatory region sequence-specific DNA binding; DNA-binding transcription factor activity, RNA polymerase II-specific
Source: RefSeq, a predicted model, not a curated record